CUCGAGCCGGUUGUUUUGUACUUGAGGCAUCGGGUCGUCGAUAAUAACAGCACACUAUCAUCUCAGCAUGGGGAAGCGCGUCGCUGUAGUGCUCGCAGGCUGCGGAGUAUUCGAUGGCACUGAAAUCCAUGAAGCCUCCGCUGUUUUGGUCCAUCUCAGCAGAGGGGAUGCAAGUGUGAAAAUGUUUGCCCCCAACGUGGAUCAGAUGCAUGUGGUGGACCACAUGAAAGGCGGUCCCACGGAGGAGAAGAGAAACGUGUUGGUGGAGAGUGCAAGGCUGGCAAGAGGAGACAUUCAGGAUCUGUCUAAACUCCUCGUCAAAGACUAUGAUGCCAUCAUUUUCCCAGGUGGCUUCGGCGCGGCUAAGAACCUGUGCACCUGGGCUACAGAGGGGAAGGACUGCAGUGUCAACGCGGAGGUGAAGGGGGUUCUCCAGGCCUUCCACAGCGAGGGCAAGGCCAUUGGCCUCUGCUGCAUCUCCCCCGUCCUGGCAGCCAAGGUCUUCCCCGGCUGCGAGGUCACAGUCGGCCGCGAGAACGACGACAAAUACCCCAACACCACGGAUACAGCGGCGGCCAUCGUCCAGUUGGGCUGCACGCACGUGAGCAAGAGCGUGGCCGAGAGCCACGUGGACGAGAAGAACAAAGUGGUCACCACCUGCGCUUUUAUGUGUGACGCGCCCCUCCACGAGAUCUUCGAUGGCAUAGGCACCAUGGUGCAGGCUGUGCUGAAGCUAGCCUGAUUUCCCUUUGACUGGGAUGAAUGCUGGAAAAUUAACGCACUUAGUUGCAUGCACUCUGCUGUAAGAGCCCACUGGCCAAAACCAGUAUAAACCUGAUCAUAAUAUUACUGACGACCAGUAGCAGAAUCAUGUGACCAUGCUAACUGUUCUCUUGAUGCAAGCCAACAAGAGUUAUGUUUGCGUCCUCCAGGUGGAUUUGUAGGAGGAAAUGAAAGUCAAAUAAAGUAAAUUCCCUUUCUCAUAGUGAAACAGGAGUAGUUUGGUUUAUGAGAA
Gadus macrocephalus (Pacific cod) is the source of this 1015-nucleotide messenger RNA. RefSeq lists its product as uncharacterized. The transcript has 4 exons. The record is from RefSeq and is a predicted model, not a curated record. NCBI's taxonomy places the organism in Eukaryota, Metazoa, Chordata, Actinopteri, Gadiformes, Gadidae. The coding region runs from base 68 to 742 and encodes 224 amino acids.